Molecule: messenger RNA, 639 nt
Organism: Necator americanus (New World hookworm)
Lineage: Eukaryota; Metazoa; Nematoda; Chromadorea; Rhabditida; Ancylostomatidae
Exons: 5
Coding region: 1-639 (212 amino acids)
Biological process (GO): regulation of transcription by RNA polymerase II
Cellular component (GO): nucleus
Molecular function (GO): DNA-binding transcription factor activity, RNA polymerase II-specific; RNA polymerase II cis-regulatory region sequence-specific DNA binding
Source: RefSeq, a predicted model, not a curated record
AUGUCGUUGCCCUAUCCUUACUAUUUAGCCAAUCAAGAACAAAUUCGAUCCUGCAUGUCAGCUAUGGCGACACCGAGCAGUUCUGGUCUCAACAAUAACUUUUCCAUCGAAAAUAUCCUAUCCGCUCGUUUGCCCUUUCCUUUGCCACACGUCUCGAUGCCUCCUGAAAUGUUCCACCCCGGCCCCCACUGGCCUAUUGCGGCAUACCCGUUUCUCCAUCAUGGACUUAUGCCCACUCCAAUCAUGACAUCCUUUUUGCCUUCGUUCCAUUUUGGUGGCAAACGGAAACGUAGGCAUCGUACAAUUUUUUCAGAGGAACAGUUGCAAGUCUUGGAGGCAACAUUUACGGAAACCCACUAUCCCGAUGUCUCUCUACGUGAAAAAUUAGCUGUUCAGUGUGAUCUGAAAGAAGAACGGGUUGAGGUAUGGUUCAAGAAUCGCCGCGCUAAGGAACGUAAACAAAAACGAGAGACAGGAAAGGAAGGUGUAACGAAAAUCGUUGCAUCUGACGAGAGCGACUGCGACCUCAGCGAUGAGGACGAUUCGUCGCGAUCAAAGAGGGCGAAGAUCGAGCCCCUUGCAGAGGCGAAUCAAUCGCAAGCGUCGCCACCGCCAUCUAAGAAGGCAUCGCUUCCCUGA